Messenger RNA from Sparassis crispa, 1374 nucleotides. RefSeq lists its product with no specific name. NCBI's taxonomy places the organism in Eukaryota, Fungi, Basidiomycota, Agaricomycetes, Polyporales, Sparassidaceae. The transcript has 2 exons. The coding region runs from base 1 to 1374 and encodes 457 amino acids. The record is from RefSeq and is a predicted model, not a curated record.
AUGUCCGACUACAAGGAUAGCGUAGAAGACCUCUCGCACGACUUUACGCGACCACAUUCUAUAGACCUUACGCUCGAGCUCGAGCACCAACUGGAGGCUGAAUCUCUCCCUAAUUCUCCUUCCGUGGGACGUCCACGGUCCCUGGAUACCCAUGUGCUGGCGUCUCUAAUCACGCAGCUCCGCAUGUCUGUCGAGGAGUUGACGAAGGAACGGGACGGCCUCUCCAACCUUCUCGUCGAGACGAAGUCGCGUGAACAAGACACGCAGGAAGCGCUGACCAUUGUCGCCGAGAAGUGCGUCCAUCUCGAAGCAGAACUUGCGGCUGCGCAGAAUAAGAUUCAGGAAGACGAAGAUGCUAUUACUAUGCUCCGCGGCAAGGUCGAGGAGAGCAGACGGGGUCUCAUGAGACUGCAGACCGAGAGUCGGCGCAUGAGCCAAAUGUCGAAUCUUACGCUGGAUUUGUCUCGGGCCGGGCAGCCAAUGCUCAGCGGACCGCCCACAUCGAAACGCGCAUCCUUCACUCCAUUGACCGGAUCCUCUGCAGGCCGCACCGGCCAUCGGCGAAUCUCUUCAGUCUCGGACACGAGUCUCAUAAUGAGUGCCCCGCACUUUGGUGACCAUGGUCAAUGGCCUGCCUCUCCCAGGUCCCCAGUAGAAUUCUCGCAACCGGCCCUCACUGCACCUGCCCAUGGGCGACGAGCGUCUGGUUUUUUCGGGUUUGGAACGGGCGCUGUUCCUGAACCUGCGAGGCUUGUUGAUGCCUCUGAGGUGGAGGUGCUUCGCAAGGAGCUCGAGACAGUCAAGGAUCAACUUGAGGAGACGAGGCAUGAGCUUGGCGAGGCUCAGGAAGCGAAGGAGGCUUCGGAGAUGUGCGUUAGGGCGCUGCGUACGUUCAUUGCGGAGAACAGUGUAGGAGAACAGACAACUAGGAGCUCAGUUGCAGCGAAGCCGCCGCCUAUGUCCGCAAAUAGCUCCCAGGACUCCGCCGGAAGGAAGAGCGUGAGCAGUGCAUCUAGAUGGGGGUUCAAGUUGUGGAACACCUCAGAUACUGCUCCGCCUUCAGCCCCCUCUCCACCUUCUGGAUCAGCAUCGCCUGCGAUGACUCAGGGAGGUCCGCUCUCGAAGAAAUUGGGUGGUAUGUUCAGUCCGCGGGCCAGCGUUUCUUCCACAUCGUCGGCUCCACGUCCACGUCCCAUGCAGCAGGAGCCGUCGUUCAUAGGGUCCGACACAUCAUCCAUCGCUGAUUCCUCUCCCGAGCCCGUGAGCCCAGCAUCGGAGAUGCCUCGUACGAGCGUGCUGGUGCAAGACGGCGAGGUGCUAUUGUAUGAAGCUCAUGACGAAGUGAAGGCGAUUGCGAUGGUUGCCAGUGGAUGA